This is a messenger RNA of Dreissena polymorpha, 1882 nucleotides long. RefSeq lists its product as uncharacterized. Gene Ontology annotation, biological process: phagosome-lysosome fusion. The coding region runs from base 447 to 1082 and encodes 211 amino acids. Gene Ontology annotation, cellular component: late endosome; phagocytic vesicle; lysosome. The transcript is spliced from 5 exons. NCBI's taxonomy places the organism in Eukaryota, Metazoa, Mollusca, Bivalvia, Myida, Dreissenidae. The record is from RefSeq and is a predicted model, not a curated record. Gene Ontology annotation, molecular function: GTPase activity; GTP binding.
CUGAAUUUGCUUUAAGAUAUGAAACUUGUGAGUGAAUACAAUCGUUAUAAAUUGUAUCGGUCAUUUGUCAAGCAGGAAGUUAAUAUUGAGGGUUUAUAAAAUGUAUUUCAUUUUACACACAUACCUGCGACUGCCUCUAACAUGUCUAGUGUGUUUUAAUGAUAAGAUGAGUUAUUUCAGUUGCACAUUAAAUCUAUAAUUUAAAUACUUCAAUUGCUACCAAUGGUGACAGUGAGUGACUAAAUAGAGCUUUUGUAAUAAUCUAUAAACGGAUGGAUACGCUUCACUACGCGAGACUAACAGACAAAAGGAAAUUAAAACAAACUUAAUCAUGUAACCAAUGUCAUUAAAUUUAUGAUACUAAGAUAACACAUUUUCAAACCAAUGAUCGAAAUCUAGAGAGUGUUGCUAGUUUCGUUUUUAAAACAAAUACCUGUAUUAACGAGAUGACUACCGGGAAUCACGAUACGUUACAGGGGACCUCCUGCAUGUAUAAGCUCAAAGUGGUGCUAAUUGGCGAUAUAAGUGUUGGAAAGACAUCGAUUGCACUUCGUUUCGUGUCAAAUUCCUUCCAGGAUGGAUAUCGAGCGACCAUAGGGGCAACGUAUAUCUCCAAAACGGCGGUCAUAGAUGACGACGUCAUAUGUUUCCAAAUAUGGGACACCGCUGGACAGGAGCGUUACAAAAGCCUCGUUCCCAUGUACUUGAGGGGCGCCCACAUUGCCUUUAUUGUGUAUGAUGUGACUGAAAGGGAUAGUUUUAAGAGUCUGCAAUGGUGGCUCGACACUCUUCAAGAACACGGCGAUAUCCUCAAAGCAGUGGUCGUGGGCAAUAAAUGUGACCUCGUGUCCGUAUUUGAUGACUUGGAGCCUGUCACCCUCGCACAAGAACGCGGGCUGCAGUUUGCAACAGUUUCUGCGAAAACAGGCCAGAAUAUCGAGGAACUUUUUCACAUCAUGGGCUCAAGGGCAGUUAGUGAAAUGAAGAGAAGAGAGAACAAGCCUACGAGAUACGACACCAUUGCUCUGCAACGAAGCCUUGAAAUAUCGAUGAACUCACGCAAGAGGUCUUGCUGCAAAUGAGCUAGUUGGGCUCCUCACGUCAGAUUGAACAACAGUUAAAACGAUUGUUUUAACGAUGGUUACGAGCAUACUUCCUCUGUGAACUUUCUCUGUGCGUGUGUGUAGCUUUAACGUUUAAACUGACACACUCUGUUGUUGUCGUGAAUACAUCUUUAAGGGAUCUUUUCACGUUUUGGUAAAUUGACAAAAUAAAAAAAAUGUUUCAGAUUAGCAAAUUUUCGUUGUAGUUAUGAUAUUUGUGAGGAAACAGUAAUACUUCACAUUGACCAUUCUCUGCAAUAUCCAUUAGAUGCAUCUUUUGACGAUUUAAAAACCUGAACAUUAUAAAGCAUUGCAACGAGAAUCGAUUGAAUAAUUUGGAGAGUUCUGUUGCUGUCGUUAUAUUUUUGGAUACUUCGAAAUACAUCACUAAUUGUAUCAGGAUGGCCGAGUGGUCUAAGCGACUUUACUCCAGGGGUCAGAGGUUCGAGCCUAGUAGAGGGUUACUUUGUUUUCUUUUUGUUUUAAUUUAUUCUUGUUUUUUUACUGGAGCUUUUUAUUAUGUUUACAUUUAUUUAUCAAUAUGAAGCAUUUAAUGGCAAACUUCAAUACAUGCCAAAAUCUGCGAAAAGGCCCCUUUAAUACUUGCCAUGACAUAGAGCUUGUCUUGUAUUUUAUCGCAACCAUCUGUAAAUGCAUAUUGGAUCCACGUUUAUGUUAAGUCAAAACAUGUUCUGUAUAAAGUUUAUUGUGUCAUUCACAACUGGGAGCUUUAAUAUGUGUCAUCCACUUAUUAUAUCAUAAAUUCAGUAGUAUAAAUA